AUGCUGGAGGAUGAGGAUGGGAUGAGCGAGAGGGGGCUCAGCAGCUCAAGGAGGAGAUAUGACGAUGAGGAAGAUUACCACUCCAUCUACAUUGGGGUGCCGGUGCCCCGGGGCUAUCGGAGGAAACGGCGUCGGCGAAGAUCUGCCUCCAGCCGGGACAGGAUGAGCGAGAGCGAGCGGCACUACGAACGCCAGGACCGCUCCGACACCGACGACGGCGGCCAAGGCUGCUACGAGAGCGGCAACGACAACGCCAGCAGGACCAGUGAGUUGCCCUCGGGCUUCCCGAAAAAGCGGGAGGGGGUUCACAGCGUCAUUUAA
This is a messenger RNA of Egretta garzetta (little egret), 321 nucleotides long. Its product is annotated as electrogenic sodium bicarbonate cotransporter 1-like. The coding region runs from base 1 to 321 and encodes 106 amino acids. The transcript has 2 exons. Lineage: Eukaryota; Metazoa; Chordata; Aves; Pelecaniformes; Ardeidae. The record is from RefSeq and is a predicted model, not a curated record.